Molecule: messenger RNA, 943 nt
Organism: Anolis carolinensis (green anole)
Lineage: Eukaryota; Metazoa; Chordata; Lepidosauria; Squamata; Anolidae
Gene: lin7b
Product: lin-7 homolog B, crumbs cell polarity complex component
Exons: 6
Coding region: 121-744 (207 amino acids)
Biological process (GO): neurotransmitter secretion; protein localization to basolateral plasma membrane; maintenance of epithelial cell apical/basal polarity
Cellular component (GO): MPP7-DLG1-LIN7 complex; basolateral plasma membrane; cell-cell junction
Molecular function (GO): L27 domain binding
Source: RefSeq, a predicted model, not a curated record
CAGGGAGGCGGGAGGGAGGGACGCGCGUCAGGUUGCAAAUCCGGGAGGCGGGCGUCUUCCCUCCUUCCCCUCGCCUUUGACGUGAGAGAGAGGCGGCGGCGGUGGGGCUUGGCCGCGAAGAUGGCAGCGCUGGCGGAGCCUCUGGGGCUGGAGAGGGAUGUGGCCCGGGCGGUUGAGCUGCUGGAGCGGCUGCAGCGGAGCGGAGAGGUGCCUCCCCAGAAGCUGCAAGCCCUUCAAAGGGUACUACAGAGCAAAUUCUGCUCCGCCAUAAGGGAGGUCUAUGAGCAGCUGUACGACACACUGGAUAUCUCAGGGAGUCCAGAAAUUCGAGCACAUGCCACAGCUAAGGCGACCGUGGCUGCUUUUGCAGCAAGUGAGGGACACGCGCACCCUCGGGUGGUAGAGCUGCCCAAGACGGACGAAGGCCUGGGCUUCAACAUUAUGGGGGGCAAGGAACAAAACUCUCCCAUUUACAUUUCCCGCAUCAUUCCUGGAGGCGUAGCUGACCGUCAUGGUGGACUCAAGCGUGGAGACCAGUUGCUGUCCGUCAAUGGCGUGAGUGUGGAGGGAGAGCAACACGAACGGGCAGUGGAGCUGCUGAAAGCCGCACAGGGGACCGUGAAACUGGUGGUGCGCUAUACACCCAAAGUACUGGAAGAGAUGGAAGCACGCUUUGAGAAGAUGCGGACAGCUCGACGCCGGCAGCAGCACAACAGCUACUCAUCCCUGGAGUCAAGAGGAUAAUUUGCAUCAUCAUUAUCUGGUUAUUUGGGCCGUGGCCUGUGACUCUUCCUGCCCCAACCUUCCCUAUCUUCCCGAGAUGGUUUUAUCUGUAUAGCAGGAGACAUAUUUAUCUAAGUUCCCCUUCCUUUGGGAGAUGGGCUUCUAUGUACAGUAUUUAUUGUCCACAUUACUCUUAUUUAAAGAUGUUCUCUGUGCGUGA